AUGAAGUUCUCCUACGCUGCCAUCGUUGCCAUCUCGGCAUCUUUUACGUCUGCUGCCUACACCGCCGCCGAUAUUCCCAGCUGCGCCAUUUCCUGCUUCGAGACCGGCGCGCCUCAAGUUGGCUGCACCGUGACCGACCAGACAUGCCAGUGCGCUAAGGCCUCUGAGCUCACCGACAAGAUCACUGGCUGCGUGACGGAUGCAUGCUCGGUUGAGGAUGCGCUGAAGACGCAACAAGUCUCAAACGGGAUCUGUGAGCAGCUCUCCAGCUCCGCAUCCUCAGCCGCCGCGACCUCGACUGCAUCCGCCUCCGCCUCAGAAGGGUCCUCGUCAGUCCCCAUCACCUCAUCUAUCAGCGGCAUCUCUGCACCCUCCAACAACACUACGAGUGCCAUGAUCACCACCCCGCUACCAUCAAGCAACGCGACUGCACUGAUGACGUCGUCUUCGGCUGCUGCUUCCUCCACCACCACCUCUACAAAAUCCUCCACCAAGACAGCUUCUUCCACUAAGACUGAGACGGCUGACAGUGACUCUUCUUCUACAAACAGCGCCUCGGGAACAGCUAGCGCGGCGAGUUCGUCAAGCACCGCGAAUGCAGGGAGUGUGGAUCGGCUUGGAGAGAAUUUUGGUCUGGCUGUUGCGAUAGGCCUCGGCUGCCUCAUCGCUGCUAUCUGA
Lasiodiplodia theobromae is the source of this 678-nucleotide messenger RNA. Its product is annotated as Cfem domain-containing protein. The transcript is spliced from 3 exons. The record is from RefSeq and is a predicted model, not a curated record. NCBI's taxonomy places the organism in Eukaryota, Fungi, Ascomycota, Dothideomycetes, Botryosphaeriales, Botryosphaeriaceae. The coding region runs from base 1 to 678 and encodes 225 amino acids.